Drosophila bipectinata is the source of this 2240-nucleotide messenger RNA. It is a transcript of the gene dgt5, whose product is annotated as dim gamma-tubulin 5. The record is from RefSeq and is a predicted model, not a curated record. NCBI's taxonomy places the organism in Eukaryota, Metazoa, Arthropoda, Insecta, Diptera, Drosophilidae.
CCAUCACUAACUGCCAAGCCGCGAUUACUACCUUCAAGAAGAAGAAAUAUUUAAACAUUUUAUCAACUCCCCAUUUGGGUUUUCAUUUUUAAUAAUUAUGGCCUACCAGGAUAAAAUCGAGAAAUUCAAGGCCUGGGCCACUAGCAUAGGUUGUCCACCAAGUGCACUGCCCUCCAAUGACGCUCUUCGAAGCAUUUAUAAGUCCGGGUCCAGCCAGCUUUUGGAUACUCUGCAGACAAGGAUUCAGCCACGAGAAGUUGUGCGGGAGGUGCGAGAGAACAUCCUUAUCUCCCAGGUGGCUCGUUACAAGGACAAGAUGGUUCCAAUGGCCUCUAGGAGCUUCCUGCCACUGGAGCUGCAGCGAUAUCACCAAAUGAAAGAGCUACAAAAGCAAAAGGAGAAGGCAGAGCAAGGUCUAAAAGAGGCGAGAAAGGAGUACGAUAUCCUCUCCGCCAGCAUCAAAACGAAGAACAUUCAAACCAUCAGUGCCAAGAACAGGGUCCAACUUCUAGCAUCAAAAUGCAAUAUCCUCGAUCUAAAGCUGGAGUCAUUGAACAAAUCCCACGAGCAGGAGCUGAAGAACAAAGCCCAGAUCCUAGCCACCACCCCCGUCAAGCUGAAUUCCAAGAAUGCCAGCGAGAAACAGGCUGCCAAGGCGGUGGAGAAGGCUCUCAAGCAGCUUGAGGAAUUCUACGGCAUGUGUGACGAUGGCAGCAGUGCUCAUAUUUUGGCUGAAAGCAAACAGAAGCUCUGGGAUCAGAUGCGGAGUAUUUUCGGGGAUACUCCCAAUGCCCUGCUCUUGAAUGUAAUCAUGAAAAUCAAAGAGGAGCAGCUUCAGAACAUAAUUCAUUUAAAUGAAAGUACUGGUAACUCCACAUCGUCCAAACCGCCUCUCAACAACUUCGAAGUGAAACUGCUGAAAACCAAGGCCGAUCUUCUGGGUCUGGCGGCCAAGUCCAUUAGUGCUCAAAAGGAGUUGGAGCAAAAGGAAUCCCGUUUCUGCCAGGUCUAUUCUGCCUUCGUGGACGAACUGCAGAAGAAAGUGCACACCUUCAACGGCAUCAGCGAAGAGGAGGAGGAAAACGCCGACGAACUUAUCAUCGACUUCAUGGUUCAGUACAAUAUGCGCAACUUUAAUCGUGCCCAGAACGAGUUCCUGCGCGAGCAGAUCGAACAGUUGCGCUCCGAACUGGAGGCAGGCGGGAGACAACUGAAAAACCACGACCUUAUGCUAGGCUCCGUUAAGCAGGUGUAUAGCGACAUCAACUCCUCCAUCAAUCGCGUUCAACAGGACAUGGUGCAGUUGUCGCAAAUCAAGGAGAAAAUCCUCUACUCUCGCAACAUGAUGAAGAAUAUGCUGGACAACAUGCAGGCCGCCACGCAGAAUCAGAACGCCAAGUCACAGCUAAUCAGCACCAAGCUAAAGGUCAGCAACAUGUCCAUGCUGGGGGCUGAAAGCUUCUGCCUGGCCAACGACAGCGUCUUCUCCAGCACCAAGGUCGAGUUCGACUGCAAUACGAGCAUCGUAAACUCCACGCUGCGUCGCAGUUUUGAUAACAAAACCAUGAUGCCUGGUGGAGCAGGUUCCACCACUCUGGUGAGUGGAGCAGGAGCCAGUGUUCCGUCCCACCUCCUGGAGCUGAACACAUUUGCCGAAAUGUCACUGGAAAAGCUGAGCUGCAUGCCCCGCGCCUGCGCCUUCCUACUGGCGGCCAAUCCACUCAUCGUUGAGGCCCAGGAGCUGGCCUCCACGGUUCAACUGGCGCCCGGCUAUCUGCUGACACCCUUCGGGGCCCUGCAGGAAGUCCGCAAACGCAUUUUGUGGGCGUCGGCAAUUGCCGCACACACGUCUGACUUGAAAUUGAAUUUCGAACCUUUAAUUGUUGAUCCGCACGAUUUGAGGCUGAAGGCGAAUCGUCAGCACGAGGAAAUUGACCAAUUGCUGGACAAUCUGCUAGCCAUCGGUGUCAAGACCCAAUUGCAGCUGGAAAAGGCCGAACGCAUCUAUCAGUUUCUGCUUGCGAAUCCACUGCGACGAUAUGUCCCACCCGGCAAGCGCUUCAACAACGGCAACUAUGUGGAUUACGAGUCCGAGUUCAAUCUCUAUUAUCGGAUGGCCACCACCGGGGGAUCCAUUAGGGCGCCCACUGCCUUUGGAAAGCACUCCGAUGGCCAUCAUUGAAUUGUUGUUUUUUGAGGAAUCCCCCACAUGGUCUCAUCUUUCUAAGCCAAGUCCUUGU